GGAGCAGCAUCUGCGGCUGGGAAUCAAGUGCACUGCUCGGUCUCGAUAGUUUUCUCGUUUCUUCCCGCAGAUAUGAGCGAGAACAGCGGACUGAACUCGCAUUCCUAGAUGUCCCGUUCAAUUUGGGUUUGAAAUGAAAUACUUCCUCACGUCUGAGGAUUUUAUUGUGGACUCCAAUGGCUUUUAAAGACUCCUGAGGGGGGAUUCGACCUGGACAGAACUGUACCUAACGUUACCUGUCAAUAUGUCCAGCUGGAGUGUGAUGGUCUGCAUGCACAGGGCUUAUGGAAUAUAGCCUGUUCUGUCACCAUUUUUACGCACUCUCUGUCAGUCCCGUGAAGAAGAAACUGGGGCUCCUCUUCGUUAUGCUGCUCCUCUGGGUCUACAUGCUGUACUCCUGCGUGGGCUACUGUGCCACUAUGCCACCGAGUUUAGUUGUGGACAAUAAUAAUAACAACCGAGCGAAGGAGACGGAUUUCCUCGGGAAAUAUGCCGAGGCAGAAAGUGGCCGGCCGGACCUGAUGAUGUCCAAGCUCCUGUCCAGACCGCAGAGCUCGUGGACGGAGGUAGAGUCAGAUUAUGACGAGCCUGCGGUCAGGAGAGCUCCCAGAGACUUCUCUAAAGAUGAAGCGGACGCGGACCGAGCUGAGGAGUCGGACGACGGCAGGAGAGUUUCUCUACUGUCAAGUUUCUCCAACGGCUCGGGCAGUAAGAAGCUGCCUCAGGCGAUCAUCAUCGGCGUGAAGAAAGGCGGGACGCGCGCGUUGCUGGAGUUUCUACGAGUGCAUCCAGAUAUUCGCGCGGUCGGAGCGGAGCCUCACUUCUUCGACCGUAACUAUGACAACGGAAUGGACUGGUACAGGGACCUAAUGCCUAAAACCCUGGAGGGACUUAGAGACUUCUACAGACCUUUCAACAUGAAGUUCUACCAGAUGACUGGACAUAACUUUGGUUGGGAUUAA
Messenger RNA from Sinocyclocheilus anshuiensis, 962 nucleotides. Its product is annotated as heparan sulfate glucosamine 3-O-sulfotransferase 3B1-like. Bases 285 to 962 code for a protein of 225 amino acids. The record is from RefSeq and is a predicted model, not a curated record. NCBI's taxonomy places the organism in Eukaryota, Metazoa, Chordata, Actinopteri, Cypriniformes, Cyprinidae. The transcript is spliced from 2 exons. Gene Ontology annotation, molecular function: [heparan sulfate]-glucosamine 3-sulfotransferase activity.